Molecule: messenger RNA, 1522 nt
Organism: Lineus longissimus
Lineage: Eukaryota; Metazoa; Nemertea; Pilidiophora; Heteronemertea; Lineidae
Product: normal mucosa of esophagus-specific gene 1 protein-like
Exons: 4
Coding region: 128-448 (106 amino acids)
Source: RefSeq, a predicted model, not a curated record
CUCAAAUAGAGUAGGAUGGGCACAUUUGCGCCAGAUAAGAUUUUCGCGCCGAACACGAAACACGUGCUCCAAGUUAAAGCAGACGAUUCACAUAUUUUUGACGGACAUAUAAAACCAAACUAACACGAUGACGAACAGGGUUGACUCAGUAGGAAAUCAAAUAGCCAAGAUGAAGACUUUCGGAUUCGGCCUGAAAGCAUUCAGAAAAUACUGGGAGUUGGUACCCCUUGGGGUAAUCAUUGGUACGGCCUGCGUGGGAGUUGCAUCCUUUAGCGUGUACGCUGCUGUGUGUAAGAAUGAUGUUGUCAUCAACAAGAGGAACGACAUCCCACCAUGGGAAAGGAGCCACCCUGAAAAGCCAUCAAAACUCAUUACGAUUAACCAGAAAUACGAAAAAAUCCCAGAAUUAGAGAAAUUACGAAAAGAAAUCGGAAGCUAUCGAUACUAAACCAAAGAAAACUAACGAAAUCCAAACUUUUAUUUUUUUGUAAUUGUGCGCCAUGGAUCUGUAGCAGGUGCGAGGCUGCCAGGCCCUGCCCAAUUUUGUCGAGUUCCUCAAGUCAACUUCCUAAUCUUUCGACCUUGAGUCUCUACUCAAAUUUCGCUAAACUCAACCUAAUGUGUUGAGUCGGUUCUUUCGUUGGACCGACUCAAUUUCGGACCAGCCAAGGUUUCAGUGGACCUGAAAUCAAUGGAAAAGACAAGAAAUCGAUCCUUUUGCUCGGUUUGGACAACUCAGCCAAAUCUGGGCUUGGAUUGGAAGACGAAAGUUGCCUCCAGUGAGUUUUAGUGGAGUGGAGUGGAGAGGAGAACAGUACUGCCAUCUGGGGACUUGUGUAGACACUACAUGUAGCACUAAUCAGCAGGUCCUCGCAAAUCUUGGGUACCAAGUACCAAAAGUCAAUGUUUGUUUUUCUGAGGAUGACAAACCCUUUAUGCUACAACAAAAACAGUGAGUUUCUAACAAGGUCUCAAAGAACUUAACGAAAAAAUCUGCGUAAAAAACGUUUUUUAAAGAAAUGACUUUGCCAAAACGUAAGCUCUAUGUGAUGCCUCCUAAGCCAAAUUCUCAUCUGUCAACCAGGGUCAUGUGCUGCCACCUAGUGACGUUUCCUAUAUCGUCAAAUGGUGGCAGCACUGGCAAACAUCUGUAAAUAUUCAGCGUCAUUAUUCUGUACUCAAGAAUGUAAAAAUUAGAGAACUGUGACCAACUUCGGAAUGUUUUAUGGUUUUAUGCGACACAAUUUCACCAUAAGAAAGCGACGAUUUGGUUUCUCAUUUACUCACCAGGGGUAACAAGACAAUUGCUCAUCACAUCGCCAACUAUACUAUUAUGUGACGUUGGGACUACAUGUAGUUUUACGUCAGAUGAAAUACAUGUAUGCCGCUGUGGGAUUCCCCGAUUGUCUUGUCCCCCUAUUGAGUGAUCUGAAACCAAUAUAACCAUAUUAUUCUUCAUCGAGAGUGUAAAAUCUGAGAAUGAGCCGAACUUUGAAAUGUUAGUUGUGUAGUAAAUUAUAAA